This is a messenger RNA of Linum tenue, 6190 nucleotides long. The record is from the annotation of a GenBank genome assembly. NCBI's taxonomy places the organism in Eukaryota, Viridiplantae, Streptophyta, Magnoliopsida, Malpighiales, Linaceae.
AGCAAAAGCUGAAGAGAAGAAGAGAACACUCUUUUUCGUGCAGCAAGCAAGCAAUUAACUGCAAACUUUGCAUUUCCAUCUUCGAAAGGUUGAGCAAGUUCUUGUGCCUGGUGCAGUGAGUAGUUGUUCGGUGUAUGAGACUGGCGGGAGGGAAAUGGGGAAGGGGAGGCCGAGGGCGGUGGAGAAAGGAGUUCUAGUGCAGAACUCGAGCUCAUCGUCGGAGGCAUCUUCUAGUUCAUUGAACGUGCCGCCCGCGCCGGUUUAUUACCCGAGCGAGGAGGAAUUCAAGGAUCCGUUAGAGUAUAUUCAUAAGAUCAGAACUGAGGCCGAGAGGUAUGGAAUUUGUAGGAUUGUGCCUCCCCAGGGGUGGUCUCCACCUUUUGCAAUUAACUCGGAUAGUUUUAGUUUCCCGACGAAAACACAGGCCAUUCAUCAACUGCAGGUGCGGCCUGCUUCGUGUGAUUCGGAGACGUUUGAGUUGGAGUACACUAGGUUUCUUGAGGAGCAAGGCGGCAGGAAGUCGAGGAAGAAGAGGGUGGUUUUCGAAGGGGAGGAUUUGGAUUUGUGUAAACUGUUUAAUGCGGUUAAGAGGUUUGGAGGAUAUGAUAAGGUUCUGGAUGACAAGAAGUGGGGGGAGGUGUCCAGGUUUGUGAAGUCCGGUCAGAAGGUUUCCGAGUGUGGAAAACAUGUCUUGUGUCAAUUGUACCGAGAACAUUUGUAUGAUUACGAGAAGUAUUAUAAUCUGUUAAAUAAAGAUGCGAGAAAGAGUUCUAAGAGGAGCUUGCAAAAUGAUAGGAAAGUUAGUGAUCAGGUUGAGUUUUCUUUCUCAAAAAGGAGGAGAAAGAAUGCCAAUGGUGACAAGACUAAGGUUUGUGAAGAGGUAGUGAAGGAGGAGAACCUUGAUCAGAUAUGCGAGCAGUGCAGAAGUGGUUUGCAUGGUGAACAAAUGCUUUUGUGUGAUAGGUGUAAUAAAGGAUGGCACAUCUAUUGUCUGUCACCGCCGCUAAAGCAAAUCCCUCCUGGAAAUUGGUAUUGCUUUGACUGUUUGAAUUCUGAGAAGGACAGUUUCGGAUUUGUGCCUGGCAAGAAGUUUAUGAUAGAUGCAUUCAGGCGUGUAGCUGAUCGAGCCAAGAGGAAGUGGUUUGGUUCAGAGUUUGUUUCACGUGUUCAAGUUGAGAGCAAAUUUUGGGAGAUUGUGGAGGGGUUGGCAGGUGAAGUUGAAGUUAUGUAUGGAAGUGACUUGGAUACUUCUGUGUAUGGAAGUGGGUUUCCUCGAUUAAAUGAUCAAAGGCCAGAAUCAGUUGAUCCUGAGUUGUGGGAUGAAUACUGUUCCAGCCCGUGGAAUCUUAAUAAUUUGCCAAAGCUGAAAGGCUCCAUGCUUCAGGCUGUUCAUCAAAACAUUACUGGUGUGAUGGUGCCCUGGCUGUAUGUUGGCAUGCUGUUUUCAGCAUUUUGUUGGCAUUUCGAAGAUCACUGCUUUUACUCAAUGAAUUAUCUUCACUGGGGAGAGCCGAAGUGCUGGUACAGCAUUCCUGGCAGUGAAGCUGGUUCUUUUGAGAAGGUAAUGAAGGAAAGUCUUCCUGAUCUGUUCGAUGCGCAGCCUGAUUUACUCUUCCAGCUUGUCACUAUGCUGAAUCCAUCUGUGUUGCAAGAGAAGGGGGUCCCAGUAUACAGUGUACUUCAGGAGCCUGGAAAUUUUGUCAUCACGUUCCCUAGGUCUUACCAUGGAGGUUUCAAUUUUGGUCUGAAUUGUGCAGAAGCUGUGAAUUUUGCUCCUGCUGACUGGCUACCUCAUGGAGGGUUCGGGGCCAAGCUGUAUCAGAUGUAUCAUAAAACUGCUGUUUUAUCUCAUGAGGAGCUUCUCUGUGUUGUAGCCAAGGGUGAUUAUGAUAGCAAAGCCUCACCUCACUUGGUUAAAGAGUUGCUUCGGGUGUACACAAAAGAGAAAUCAUGGAGAGAGAAACUAUGGAGGGGCGGCAUUGUCAGAACAUCUCGCAUGCCUCCUCGGAAAUGCCCCGAAUAUGUUGGUACCGAAGAGGACUCAACAUGUGUUAUCUGCAAGCAGUAUCUAUAUCUUUCUGCUGUUUCUUGCCGUUGUAGGCGUUCUGCGUUUGUUUGUCUUGAGCACUGGGAGCACUUAUGUGAAUGCAAGUCAAUUAGACGCCGCCUUCGCUAUCGCCAUACUCUGGCAGAAUUGCAUGGAUUGGUGCGGAUGGUGGAUAGACGCAUUUCCGAGGAGAGAGUGCAAAAUUAUAGUAUUCGCAAGCAAAUUACGUAUUCAAAUGAUCUAACUGCCCUAACGAAGAAGGUUAAAGGUGUACUCGUAAGUCUGCCCCAACUUGCUGAACAGUGGAUUUUGCGAUCCUGUAGGUUCCUCGAGAAUCAAUAUAGCAGUGGCACAUGCGUGAGCUUGUUGAAAGAAGCUGAACAGUUUCUUUGGGCUGGUUCUGAGAUGGAUGCAGUACGUGAGGUUGUGCAGAAGGUGAUUGUCGCUAAGGAAUGGGCAGAAGGGAUAAAGCACUGUCUUCACAAAAUUCAAAACUGGACAAGUGACAAACUGAAUGAUUUGGAGAGAGUCCAUAUGGAGCAUGUGAAUGAGCUACUAUCGCAUGAUCCUGUACCCUGUGAUGAGCCUGGUCGUCACAAAUUGCAGGAGCAUGCAGAUGAAGCUAGGCUGCUGAUUCGGGACAUUGAGACUGCUCUGUCAUCGUGCUCAGAGAUCUCGAAACUGGAGUCUGUAAAUUCACGGGCCUGUGAGUUUCCAAUCUAUGUAAAAGAAAGUGAGAAGUUGUCUAAAAAAGUUUCAUCAGCGAAGGUCUGGAUAGAUCAAGCAAGGAAGUCUCUUGCUGGUGAAUGUUCUACUGUAGUGGAUGUCAAUAGUCUAUACAAGUUAAAGUCAGAGAUAUUGGAUCUUGAGGUUGAACUUCCAGAAGUAGAGAUGCUUUCAAGUCUGAUAGAGAAGGCUGAAUUAUGUCAGCUUCAGUGUAGUCACGUUCUACAAGCUCCUUUAGUUCUUAAGGAUGUUGCUUCUAUUAUUCAAGAAUUCGGUGAUCUUAACAUUAAUGUACCAGAGUUUAUGCUUUUGAAGCAAUAUCACAGUGAUGCAGUUUCAUGGAUUUCACGCCGUGAUGAUGUUUUGAGCAACAUUCUUGAAAGGGAAGAUCAAUGCAAAGUUAUCGAGGAACUAAAUUGUCUAAUAAAAGAUGGAGCUUCUAUUAGAAUUUCUGUUGAUGGGUUGCCUCUUCUUGAGAGUGAGUUGAAGAAGGCUUGCUGCCGAGAAAAGGCUCUGAAGGCACGUGACACUAAAAGGCCACUUGAGUUAAUUAAGGAACUGGUUGAGGAGGCAACUAUGCUACAUAUAGAGAGCGAGAAGGCUUUUGUUGACAUAUCUGACAUGCUUGCUGCUGCUCUUUGUUGGGAAGAAACUGCAAAACAACUUCUUGCACAUGGUGCCUCAUUGUGCAAGUUUGAGAGCCUCAUAAGGAGUUCUUCAGACAUAUUCAUCCUUCUGCCAACUUUGGACGAUGUCAACAAUGCCGUUCUCAAGGCCAAGUGUUGGUUGAAGGAAGCUGAAGCAUUUUUAUCAUGUUCUUCCUCACCAGCUACUGGCUCCAGCUCUCUACUUAAACUUGAUCAUUUGAAGGGUUUGCUUGGGCAGUCAAACUGGCUCAAGGUAUCAUUGGCUGAAUUUGAAAGGCUUCAAGUGAUUCUCAGGGACUGUGAGGAAUGGGAGAAGGUGGCUCGCUCUGCACUGAAUGAUGCCAUCUGCAUAUUUAAUGUGGGUGACAUUAUGGUCCCCGAGAAGAGCAGUGAACUUGUGUCAGAAAUUCAAUGUUUACAUAGUAGAAUGGAAUCCAUUAAAGUAGCUGGUUCUAGUCUCCGAUGUGACCUUCCUGAGAUUUUAGAAGUUCAGAAUGCAUCGUCGACGCUACAAUGGUGCGCCAGGGCUCUUUCUCUCUGCACAAGUGCUCCAUCAUGGCAGGAUGUCCAGAAUUUGAUUAAAGAUUUUGGCAGCCUUUCUGUUGCACAUGUGUCCAAAGGAUUGUGUAGCUCAUUGAUCAGUGGAGUCAAAUGGCUUCACAAAGCCUUUGAUGCAAUCUCUUUGCCAACUGAAUCUGGAAGAUGCAGUUUCAGUCACGCAGAAGAAGUUCUUGCCGAAUAUCAAUGUAUUGCUAAUAUUUUUCCUAUGAUGAUGGUUGAUCAACUAGUUAAUGCUAUUGGCAAGCACAAGCAGUGGAAAGAAAGAGUUGAUCGGUUUCUCAGCCUUAGUCCCGGGCUUCGAUCUUUGUCCGAAAUGCAAGAGCUCGAGGAACUUGGAAGGGCUGCUGCCUUUGGUUGUGGAGAACUGGAAUUAAUUUUAUCUGAAUCUAAAAAUGUGGAAGAAUGGAAACGACGAUGUGCUGAAAUAGUAGGAGAAUCUUUAGAUGACAAGGCAGCAUUGCUCCGUGCUUUACAGAAGAUAAUUACAUCAUUGGAUCUGUCUAUGUGCAUAUUUGACAAAUCUGAGAGAUGUGGAGGAAAAUUUGUAAAUAUGUGCUGCACCAGGAUUCUUGAUGACCAAGAGUCUAUAAUCUGUUCGAGCUGUAAAAACCGUUAUCAUCUGGAGUGCCUGGAUCCACUUUUAGCUGAUGCAGAAGUUGCAGCAACAUACAUAUGCAUUUAUUGUCAAUUUCGGAAUUCUGGGAUAAAAGUCCCAAAGGGAGGACAUAUAUUUUCGGGGGCGAAAAAAGCAGAGUUAAGUCUUCUGGUGGAACUUCUAUCUCUGUCUGACAGUUUUUCUGUAAGGAUCAAUGAAGUAGGAGUACUGCAAGAGAUUGUGGAAAAAGCUCUCAUAGUUAGAAAAGGCCUGAAAGAAGUUGCGGAAUUUGUAUUGUCAUACAAGGAUAAGGACCUGAAACCGGUUUCUGAAAAGCUCGCUAUUGCCUUGAAGGCUAUAGAGGCUGCUGGCGUCUACGAUCAUGAGGUCGAUGGUGAUUUUCAGCUUGCUGUAGCUAGACAUUCGUGGAAGGUUAGAGUUGACCAAAUUUUGGCAAGUGGAUUGAAGAAACCGACACUGCAAGAGAUUCAUCACCUCAUGGAAGAGGCAUUCACCACGGACAUAAGUCCCGAAGAUUACUUCAGGUUGAGGCUGUCUGAACUGAAAGAUACCGCCACGCAUUGGGCUGAUCGUGCUAAUAAGGUUUCGAACGACUCUGGUGCUCUUGCCUUGGAUAAAGUCUUUGAGCUCAUCUCGGAAGUGGAGAAUUUGCCUUUUCACUUGGAGGAGGAACUCGAGUCGCUAAGAGCUAGAAGCAAGCUGUACUGUAUAUGUCGAAAACCUCGGGACAAUGGACCGAUGGUCACUUGUGCCAAAUGUGAAGAGUUGUAUCAUGGGGAGUGUAUAAAGCUAGCGCCGCCGCCGCGGCCGAUAUACAUAUGUCCUGCCUGUAAAACUGGAUCAGAAUCAGAAGGAGAAGAGCUGCUGCGGUUAGCUACGCCGUUAGAGAUGGAAGAAGACGAUAAGAUUCUGUACCUUGCUAUGAAAAGAUCAUCGUCAGACAUGUCGAAAGUCGAGGUGGAGCCAAAGACGCCGUCGCCACGGUCCAGCCACGUGAAAGUGGGGCGAAUUGCAACGAAGAGCCAGAACAAGAAGUCCGGCGCCAGUCGUAAUGGAGACAAUAAUGGAGGCAGGCGUUCUUUAUCCACUGGAAUUGAUCGGUUAUGGUGGCGCAACAGGAAGCCUUUCAGGAGGGCUGCUAAGAAACGGACUCAGCUCCAGUCCCUGACUCAAUUGUUUCUUGUAAACCAAUAAUCCCAUGUAGCAGGAAAGGACGUAGUGGAUACCUUUUUUCUAAUUCUAAUUCUAAUUCUGAUUCAAUUCAAUUGAUUCAUUUCUUCUGAGUUUAGUUUUAUGGUGUCAUCAUGUAUAAUAACCACUCUGCUGCCUUGUGAGAAAGAACUGCCAUUAGGUAAAGGUGUUAUUUGUCAAGGCUGUCAAUUGGUAAAGGUGUAAUUAUCAUAAGACCAAUAGUAAUUAUGUUAGCAUGGUACUAACAUAUCGUGGUGUUAGCAUCCUAUCCGAUUCUAGAGAAUGCGAUGACAUGCAACCACCGAGGGGUUAGCAUGGUGCGAACCCUUGUAAAUUGUAAUUAUACGUCCAAUAUUUUUCUCUUUGGUCUAACGGUGUGUUUCUUGGAUAUUUUGAGAUUUA